Molecule: messenger RNA, 1522 nt
Organism: Botrytis cinerea B05.10
Lineage: Eukaryota; Fungi; Ascomycota; Leotiomycetes; Helotiales; Sclerotiniaceae
Exons: 3
Coding region: 932-1408 (158 amino acids)
Molecular function (GO): sugar-phosphatase activity; beta-phosphoglucomutase activity
Source: RefSeq, a predicted model, not a curated record
GAAACUUCACCAAAAAUUCACUCAUCGAUUUAACGAUCACGAGGUCUGAAUCUAUCAACAUAAAAAGUUUUGUUGCAUAUCUGAGUCGAGGAGGAGAAUUGCAAAGUUUUAGUCGGAUUUAGACAGGUCAAAGGGUCUCUCUCGCCAAAUUCACACAUCUCAACAUCCACCCCACCAAUUUCCUUACGGUUACUUGUGUUUUGAUCACCGCGAUCUUCUUAUUAUAUUCGAUUUAAUUAUUUUUGUAAAAGAAGAAAUCAUGGGUUCUAUUCCAAGAGAGUUUUCUGCUCCACCUCAAAAGGUGGUCUUCAAGGGGCUACUUUUCGAUAUGGAUGGUACUAUUAUUGAUAGUACCGAUGCUAUCGUUAAGCAUUGGCAUCAGCUAGGCAACGAAAUAGGAGUAGAUCCUAAUGUGAUUUUACAGACAAGCCAUGGAAGGAGAAGUAUUGAUGUCUUGAAGAUUAUUGCUCCAGAGAAAGCAAAUUGGGAUUGUAAGCUCCAUUAUUGUCUACUCCUAGUCCAGAACUUCCAAUUAUUCAUCUACUGCUCCCAUCUUUUACAUUUUCCCUUGAAUCGGCGAGAAGUCUUUUGCUUGGCUUAUUUUCAUGGUACCUACUAGCGAGGUAUUAAGAAAAUACAUCGAAAAUCAAGUUUAGUUCUUGAGUCUUUUUGUUUUUGAAGACGUAACGGGGUUAAAGGAGAAUUAGUCAAUUCUCAAUCCGAGUGGAAUCUAUACUCUAGCUAGAUUACCGACCAUAUUCAAACGUAUUAGGCGGCCAAUCAAUUUCGGCUCUCCUCAUACAAAAUAUAUCUAUCAAGCCCGCAAGUGCAUCUCGCUAUAGUUCUACCCCCUCAGUUUCACACACCAUCAUGUUACCAUGCUAUCAGAACUCUUCUCCACCACCUAACACCCCAUGCAGACAUAAAACACAUGGAAGGACUCCUCCCCAAAAACUACGGCGACGACGCCGUCGAAAUCCCCGGCGCACGCUCUCUCCUCUCCUCUCUAACCGCCGCCUCCCACCCCUGGGCCAUCGUAACAUCCGGCACCUCCCCCCUCGUAACCGGCUGGCUCAACGUCCUCCAACUCCCCAUCCCAGAACAUCUCGUCGUCGCAGAAGACGUUCCAAACGGAAAGCCUGAUCCCGCCUGCUACAACAUGGGCAAAUCCAAACUAAACCUCUCCUCCGCUCCGGAAGGCUCCCUCCUCGUCCUCGAAGACAGUCCCGCCGGUAUCCGCGCUGGCAAAGCAGCCGGGUGUAAAGUAGUAGCCGUAGUAACCACACACACCAUCGAACAAGUCGUCGAAGCCGGCGCCGACUGGGUUGUGAAAGAUUUGGAAAGUGUGAAGGUUGUAGGAAAAACAGACGAGGGUGUUGAGUUAGAAAUUUCAAAUGCUUUGAUCUAAAUCUGUGGAGACAGGAAAAGGAUGGAUAUUCAGCGUGCAUAUAUACAGAUAGAUAGAUAGACAGUUACUCAAUCAUUGGAAUUCCAGUAGUAGAGAAUAUAUAGAAUACAAGCA